Molecule: messenger RNA, 1478 nt
Organism: Lolium rigidum
Lineage: Eukaryota; Viridiplantae; Streptophyta; Magnoliopsida; Poales; Poaceae
Product: probable E3 ubiquitin-protein ligase BAH1-like 1
Exons: 7
Coding region: 33-1055 (340 amino acids)
Source: RefSeq, a predicted model, not a curated record
AUCCUGCCCCGGACGCCACGCAUGCAGCCAAGAUGAAGUUUGGUUCAAUUUAUGAGGAGUACCUAAGGGUGGAGCAGGACAAGUAUCUAGCGAAGUGCUCCCAUGUAGAGUACAAACGCCUCAAGAAAGUAUUAAAGCGAUGUCGAGUUGACCGCUCACUGCAAGAAGAUGUUACCAAUGGUGACCAGCUACUUGACGGGAGUGACGCAUCUUCAGACAUUUGCGAAUGCAAUUCGUGCACAUUGUGUGAUCAAAUGUUCUUUACAGAACUCAACAAGGAGGCUUCAGACAUAGCUGGCUGUUUCAGCUCUAGAGUACAGCGUCUUCUACAUCUUCAUGUUCCUUCAGGGCUACAAAGGUAUAUAUGGCGUGUACGGCAGUGCUUCAUAGAUGAUCAACAAGUCAUGGUUCAAGAAGGCCGAAUGCUAAUAAAUUAUGUGACCAUGAAUGCUAUUGCUAUCCGCAAAAUUCUCAAGAAAUAUGACAAGAUACAUGGUUCUGUGAGUGGUAGAGAUUUCAAGAGCAAGAUGCAAACUGAGCAUAUUGAACUGUUGCAGUCACCUUGGCUUAUUGAGCUGGGUGCCUUCCAUCUGAACUGUGAUAGUUUGGAUGUUGAUGAACCUGUAGGGUUCUUCAAGAAUGGAUUCUUCAAGAAUUUUUCCUGUGACUUGGCAGGAACACAACCAGUAAUGACUAUGGCCAUCUCUGAAACCAUUAAGUAUGAGUACAACCUAACUUGUCCAAUUUGCUUGGACACAUUGUUCAACCCGUAUGCACUCAGCUGCGGUCACCUCUUCUGCAAAGGCUGUGCAUGUGGUGCUGCAUCUGUGUACAUCUUCCAGGGCGUUAAGACUGCACCUCCGGAGGCCAAGUGUCCUGUAUGCCGAGCGGUUGGUGUCUUUGCCCAUGCCGUGCAUAUGAACGAACUUGACCUGCUCAUCAAAACAAGGUGUAAGGAUUACUGGAGGUGCAGAAUGCGUGAAGAGCGGACGGAGAUGGUGAAGCAGUCCAAAGAAUACUGGGAGUCACAAGCGAUGUUGUCGAUGGGUAUCUGAAUAUUGGGCAUGCAACCGCAGCCAGUUCAUUUGCUCAAAUUGGUGAUUGCCAAUAAAUUAUCCAGCCGCUGAAUAUGAGGCGUGAAGAGUCCUCUAAGAAAAUUGGAAAUUUGAUUCAUUGACUGCUACUCAGCACCACCGACCCAAAGGUGGCAGUUAUUAACAUAACUGAGGGGAGAUGGCGAUGAAGCAAUCCUUGUCAACCUCCUCAGAUCUGGAUAGAAACAGGAUCGACCAAUUCCUUUGUUCGCUUCCGUUGUACUUGUUUGGAAUGAUGUACUUCCAGUGUAGCUUAUUUUUCUCAUCUGUCUACUAUUGUGCUAUUUUUCUUUGUAGAGAUAAGUUCUUUUAGUGAACAAAUGGAAUCCUGUGCAACUUCACAUUCGAGCAUCUUGCUACUUGCUUCAGUAUUGAUUGUUUGAU